UCAGAAAUUGAAAAGGGGAUAAGAGGAAGGAGAAAAUGCUGGGCUGGUGUGAAGCGAUCGCCCGUGACCCCCGCAGAAUCCCCAGCGACACGCCAACACCCGAAACCUCGGGGUGUGUGGCUGAUGCCUCACAAAGCUCCACACUGAAUGACAAAUCCCCAGGGAGAUCUGCAAGUCGGUCAAGUAACAUUUCAAAAGCAAGCAGCCCAACAACAGGGACAGCUCCUAGGAGCCAGUCAAGGUUGUCUGUCUGCCCAUCUACUCAGGACAUCUGCAGGAUCUGUCACUGCGAAGGGGAUGAAGAGAGCCCCCUCAUCACCCCCUGCCGCUGCACGGGCACUCUGCGCUUUGUCCACCAGUCCUGCCUCCACCAGUGGAUCAAGAGCUCAGACACCCGCUGUUGCGAGCUCUGCAAGUAUGACUUCGUAAUGGAGACCAAGCUCAAACCCCUCCGGAAGUGGGAGAAACUACAGAUGACCACAAGUGAAAGAAGGAAAAUAUUCUGCUCUGUCACAUUCCACGUCAUUGCGAUCACCUGUGUGGUAUGGUCUUUGUAUGUAUUAAUUGAUCGGACAGCGGAGGAAAUCAAGCAAGGCAAUGAUAAUGGUGUCCUCGAAUGGCCAUUUUGGACAAAACUGGUUGUGGUGGCCAUUGGCUUCACAGGAGGUCUUGUCUUCAUGUAUGUACAGUGUAAAGUCUACGUGCAGUUAUGGCGCAGGCUGAAGGCCUAUAACCGUGUGAUCUUUGUGCAAAAUUGCCCAGACACUGCCAAAAAACAGGAAAAGAACUUCUCAUGCAAUGUGAACACAGACAUUAAGGAUGCAGUGGUGGUGCCUGUAUUACAAACGGGUACAAAUUCACUGCCAUCUGCAGAGGGCAGUCCCCCUGAAGUUAUACCAGUGUGACAGAACUGGUUUGGAGCUUCUUCACUGAAGAAUAUCCUUCUAGCCCUCAGCCACUACAAAUGACAGAAGUGAUCCUGAAUUAUUCACUUUCUAUCUUCUCCUCUUUCUCCUACUGACUCAUUUCUUCAUUACUUUGCUCAAAAAGGAAAGGAGAAAAAACACCAAGUGACCAGGACCCCAUGAAGCAGAGUCUAAGGUGUGAUAUGGAAAUGCAAAAAGUUUGCUAGAGUGAUUUCUAUGACAAUUAAGAACCACUGGAUCAAGGAAUGCUUUUAGGCAGUGACAAAAGACUAAGCAGACACAGGUGUCUUUAUCGUAGCAGGGGAAAGUUUAAGAAUAUAGACUUGAAUUGCAAUGUGUAUUUCUUCUAAGGCCUUGCAAUGUUAACUGUCUCAUCUGGAAACAACAUAUUUGGUUUUAAGCUUGAAAUUGCAUCAUCCCUAAGUCUCAUCAGAAGCAGACUCGGAAGAUGCCUAUUCUGACAGUCACACCUGGACAGUGAACAGACUUUUAUGGGCAUAGUACAGUCCAGUUUUGACAGAUGCAUGUUUUUAAAAGAUGCAAUACAUAUUUGAAGAUAUUAAUAUUUGGAAUUAGGAUUAAAUCAUGAACAAAUGAUUUUCAGAGAUAUUUGGGGUUUAAUUAAGUCUGUUAAACACACAAGUUGAAAUCAGCUAUCAAAUACUGUAUUUUUUCUGCUCCCUUACAGUUUUGUCCAACAGACAUAUAAUGUGGGCCACAACUUCAGGCCACAUAUAUAAACUUAAAAUUUUCUAGUAGUCCCAUUAGAAAAAGUAAAAACAAAUAGGUAAAAUUAAUUUUGAUAAUAUAUUUUUAUUUAAUACAAUAUGCCUGUUAUUUCAAAAUGUCAUGAAUAUUAAAAAUUACUGAGCUAUUUUACAUUUUCAUGAACCAAGUCUUCAAAAUCCAGUAUGUAUUUUACCCUAACAGCAUAUCUCAAUUUGAAUUACCCAUAUCUGAUAGCACAGCCCUAAAAUUAAAGACAGAGCCUCUGCUUCAUUUAACAGUUGAAUUUAUCAGAACAGCAGCUUAAUUUAUUCUUUUAUUCAAAGUGUCACAAGUGUCAUACAAAGCACUAAAUCAAAUUAAAUAACCUGGUUGAAGAGUUAGAUAGUUACUAUUUCUCUAAAAGGUGAAAACACAAAAGUACAGAAAGAUAAAGCAAUCUGCCUGUAGUAAAGUUCUGAAAUUUACUUGUUUGCUACAAUAAGCACUUAUGACAGGGAAAAUAAAAAUCAAAUGCUCUUCUUAUUAAGCCAGAUUUGUAAGGUUUUUUUUUAGUCCACAUAAAGGGCGAUAAAACUUGACAGAUGAGUAGUUAUGAACAAGCAUUUAGACUCUGUUUUAAAAAGCUGACAGUGUUCCCCUUGCUCAGCUAGGACGCAAGAACAUUCAACAGAUUCUGUGAUGAGUAAUAAAUUGAGUUGUUCAGGUCUGACAGUUGAUUAUUGUGUUUGCAUAUUCAUGUAAAACUGAAGUGUGAAUGAUAUUGCAGUGAGCUAGAUUAAUGAUUAUAUAGUGGCCUGUUAAAGGUGUCUUACAUAAAAAAAAAAAGGUGAUUUAUUUUUGUUAGCUGUCAUAUUUAUUAUUGUGAAAAGGCAACCAUGAUGGCCGUAAUCCCAAAAUCAUGGUUUGGCAUUGCACAAAUCUGGGUAUACAAUGAUGCACUUUGUAAUUAUCAGUGUGCUUGUUCUUCACAGGUUAUUAUAGUUACAAGGAAAAAGAAAUAACCUCUUAAUGAGGAGCAAGAUGAUAUGAAUAUUAGUAGUGGCUGACAGUGAGUCCAAAUAGUCCCAAUUCCUAGAAAUAAAGAAAAGGUAAACUGUGUCAACUUUGUGAGUGGUGUGUGUUUGUGUGUUCAUGUAUAUACAUAAGAAAAAUGGUAAAGUUUUUCAGUCAGGAAACAGAAGACUUAAAACUCAUCUUUCAUAACAUUUGUAGGAGCAUGGAAUAAAGACAUAGGGAAAGCAAAAUUGAGGUAAAGGACUAAAAUUUCUGUGCAAAUAAGGACAUAAGUGGUGUAACACAAAAAUAUGAACCUUAAACUACACUUUGUAUUAAUGUGCUCUUAAAUUUCCAUUUUAAAGCUUUAAGAUAUAUUCAUGAUUAGCAAGCUAUGGGUGAUUUAACCACGGCACCUCACCCAAGGGAUUAAUCUUGACUCAAUUCUUCUGUUGAUUUUCCUAAGCAUUUUACUAAUUCUUCUUUCUUGUGGUUUAAGCAAUGGCAACAUGUUGUUUACAAAUAUUCCUGGGGGAAGAAAAUGUGUCACCUUCAAACAAAGAAAUAUUGAUUUCUUUUGUUUGCUCUGGAAGGAAAAGGAUUAUCUACCUUAAUUACCACCAAAAAUACUGCUUAAGUUCUUAACCAGCCUAAGCCAAGACAGUAAGUGCAUAAUACAUUUCACAGUGGGAGAAGACUGGCUAAAAUAAGGCCUCCUACACUUAACACUAAGAAAACAUUUCUAGAAAAGCAUUACUGCAUUAAUCAUAACAUGUAACAUGGUAUUUUAAAACCAUUCCUAAAUUCUCAAAAUUAACUUGUAUAGGCUUUGACUUUGUUAAAUGAGAAAAUAAUAUAGCUCCUUAGCAGGUUAAAAGCCAACAUUUUAUUCUGCUAUUCUUCUGACCUUUUUAAACUCUCAACUCCUAACUUCAAAUCUUUUAAAACUUUUUCCUGCAAUGGGUAUUUUAUGGUUCAAUUUGAAAUAACCACAAGCAUUUAAAACCAAACAUUAUUUCUUUUAUAUUCCAUGUGGCAAUGGUACAUUUGCCUUUUCAGUGAAAGGAUUUCACUUUGUUAAGCUUUUGUGGACUGGAUAUACCCUUCAAAAAGAAAAACUGCUCUCCAGAAUGACAUUUUUUUGAAGCAUGUUUACCCACUCAUGUAAGAGAGAAAUUGAAUUGAAACAAAGGACUAAAACUGAAGAAUGAACUUAACAGUUCUGUUAAAAACGUUGGCAUUUUGUAACCAUGAAUCUGUGGCAUUACCAAUGCCAUAAACCACAGAUAUUUAUGCUGUACACUUUUACUGUAUAGGAUCAAGGACUAAAUUGUAAAGGAAUGAAAUCCAUUUUUUUUUAAGUGAAGCCCAAAAGGCAAUUAAGCUUAAGAACACAAGCAAAAAUAAAAAAAUUCAAAAUGAAAAUGAUCCCAUCAACCUGAGAUAUAGCAAUGGAGAAAUUGAAGGAAAAUAGGCAUAUAUUGAAUCUUUAAAAAUGAAUGCCCCCCAAAUUUCAAUCUCGGAGCUGCUGUAACAUGUGAAUACAGUCCCAGAGAGAUGACCUCACUUAUGUUGUGCUAUAAAAGGUCCUUGGGCACCCUAAAACAUCUAUUUUUUGGUUGGAAAAUCAGCUCAUUAGAGCAAUGAUAUCAUUAAGACAUCGUAAUUUUCACGAGGGUGAGGUGGGGAAGAUUAUUCCAGCCACCUGACAUCGUGAAUCUUUCCUUUGCCAUGCCAACGAAUAUUUCAGAACAAAAUGAAGCUCUUAAAACUUAUUAUUACCAUUCUUGUAGUUGUUACAUAUAACUGUACAGGACUUACACUUUAAUUAAGAAAGAUGAAAACCUUUCUUUCCAUAAGUCAGCCCAAAGGUGCUAUUUACAUAUUAAUACAGCUGAAAGGAAUACUGUUAUUUUGGGCUGCAGUGUUUCCUCCACAUCUGAAAAAAGCCCAUUUGGAAAUUGGAUAUUACAUUAAAACAAAAGGAAAAACUAUUUUAACUGUGCGCAAUUUUUGAGAUUGAGCAUUUGUAAUUUUUUUGAUUUUACCUAAUUCUCUUGCAUUAACAAUUUACUGUUUUGUGAAUAAUGUGUACUAAGACAAAUUAAGGAAAAGAAAUAAUUAUCUGUGAAAGACUUUGUAUAUUAAACAAGUGACUCAAAUCUUUGUUGUGGUUUCU
Manis javanica (Malayan pangolin) is the source of this 4827-nucleotide messenger RNA. The record is from RefSeq and is a predicted model, not a curated record. NCBI's taxonomy places the organism in Eukaryota, Metazoa, Chordata, Mammalia, Pholidota, Manidae.